Macrosteles quadrilineatus (aster leafhopper) is the source of this 10780-nucleotide messenger RNA. RefSeq names its product KICSTOR complex protein SZT2-like. Bases 260 to 10342 code for a protein of 3360 amino acids. The record is from RefSeq and is a predicted model, not a curated record. NCBI's taxonomy places the organism in Eukaryota, Metazoa, Arthropoda, Insecta, Hemiptera, Cicadellidae. Gene Ontology annotation, cellular component: peroxisome. The transcript is spliced from 59 exons.
ACAUAUUAAAAUUACCAUCCAGUUAUUUAUUGUAGAAUUUUUUUGACAAUACCAAAAGGCCAAAAUAUUAUAGUCAUGAAAUAGUAGUGUGCUUAAAGUAGUCUAUAUUAAACUUAAGUUAUCUGGAUUAUAUUAUGCCAUAUAUUUCAUACUAUGAUAGAGGAACAAUAGCCAUCUAUUGUUUUAAAAAUAUUGACCAAUGGCAAUGAACUUACUGUACUAAAGUUAAUGGGAUUUCUAUAAUUUCAAUGGUCAAUCAAUGGCUUCUGAGAAAUCCCCCAACAAAACUGGCGAUACCAGAAAUGUUUUGGUGGCUGGUGUGAUAUACCUGUUGAUGAAUAAGUCUUACCACAUAUCAAGAAAUGUGCGAGCUCAAUGGUUUCUCCAACACCUCAACACUACCAUCUCCCUUCAACCAAGCAAAAAUGUGGGUGAUUCGGAUUGUGAGUUGGCAGUUGUGUCAAUCCUCCCCCAGGACUGCCCCGAAGCCUGGAAUGUUGGCACACGUCAUCUGUACCAAUACCUGGUCACUACUAAUACCAACGUUAUAUUCUUUAGUGAGAUCUACAGCACUGUCUAUUGUCUAGACAUGAGUCCUUCUAUAUCAGCAGUGGACAUUCAGCAUGGCAAAGUAAUGCUAGACGAAAUUGUUGAUGUUUUGAAUGAGAGCCUCAGCGGGGUGGUUAGUAAGUUGAUCAUCCCGGGCUCUGAGAUAAUGUUUGAGCCCCAAAUAUUUGUCACGGUGAUUGUCCACACUCCUUUCUUCACUUCACCGGCCCAACAGGUCCUAGUUCAAGGAUGGCAGGUGACACAAGACAACUUGGCUGAGUUCCUGGCCGCAAUCCGUAAACAGCUUCAGCUAUUAGAGGAUACCAUUGCGGAAGUAUCUGCACUGGCGUACGACCAACUAGAGGCUUUACGCAUCCGACAGAUGGAGUCAGACAGGCUGGUAGGAGGACUGUUUGAGGAGUCAUCAGAGAGGGUCCAGAUGUCUACGGCUGAGAUUCCCAUGGUCAGUCCAGACUCUGGGUUCAUCAACCUGCUGCGCUACGGGAUGUUGGCGCUGCGACUCUUACCCCACAGCAGUCUGUCAAAUCUGGUGGUUGUGACGGACGGAGUGAUAUCGUUGCCAGACAUCCAUGUUCUAGACCUAGUUCUCACCCAGCUCAGAACCAAUGCCGUGGCAGUCUCCUUCCUACAUGUUGGGUCUCAGUUUCAUCCCCACUGUGCACAAGGGCUGGUCCCCUACAGCGAGCUCAUGCAGUUCAUAUCCUGUGCCACUUUUGGAACCUACAUCCCUUACUCGGGCACUCAGAAUUACGGUCAAGAAGGCUUGAAUACUUACCAUGAAGCUUUUCUUACUUGGAGUUUCAACAAAGGAGCAAAUGUUCAUGAGUUGUCUACGCCAGCACCUCGUAUGGGGGAGUGGUUUGUGAGCAACCACAGUUUCUAUGGAAACCGAGAGCCACAACUCCUAAUGAAAAAACAGACAGAAGACAAUUUGAAUGCUUCAUUAGCAAGUGUGCUCUGUUGUCGCCUCCAUGAAGGCUUCAUGAUUAAGAAUAUAAGUGUAAAGGAAAGUCAAUUAGAAGUAUGUUUGAUGUUACCGUGGGCCAAUCACAUCUACAUAGAGUACAUUGUGUUAUGUGAAUGGCCUGUUCCUCCCAACAGUUCCGUCCGAUUCUACAUCUCAAUCAAAGCUCCAUAUGAAUUUCUUCAUGACAUCACGUGCCUGAUCAAGAAGCAGUUUCAGUCGCCCUAUCGUCAGGCAGUUGUGACUAGGUUUUGGACCACCAUCAAGACUCUGGCACAGUCAGACCUUUUGCUGGCACAUCUAGACUCAUUCUCCUCCACUCCCCUCUCCUUUGCUCUUCCAGAGACAAUUCGCAGCGGAAUGCCUCUUUUCUACCUUCCGUCCAACAGUGGUCCACAAACACUUUCUUCUAGUGAUCCAAGCUGUCCCCUGUUUGCUCAUUACUGGCGGCCCGUGUGUCUAUUGGACCCCUCAGUCUGGCACAAGUGGAUGCAUUCUCAGACACUCAGUCUAAUUCUGCAACAUGACCUUCCAUUGCCCAAGUUCCUUCACGUCGCUUCCCCCAAUGGACGUUUCCAAGGACUUCAGUGUCGCCAUGCCGCUGCCACACUCUACAACUUUCUCAAAGAUUGGACUAGCUUUGUAUUGAUUGAAAACCACUCCUACCUCAAAUUUCUGUCCUCUGGUGAGACAGAUAAAACCCCCAGCUGGUUCUAUGUACUGAGGGUCCAGCAGAAACCUCCUUGUGCUGUGAUUCACAUUGCAUUUCUGGGAGGAACCCCUGGCAAACUGAGACACCAGAUCAUUGAACAGCUGAAAGCCAAAAUAUCUGCACUGACAGUACCUCAAAGACUAACCACAAAACACCAAGAGAACAAUACCAGGAAUCAGGGUGAAGGAUUUGUGGAAAACCAGAGCCGCUCCAACGUUCCUUGCUCCGUUCUGUUGAACAAACCACUGGAAAAGAUUUUGAUCCGGUACGAGAGGAUGCCUUCAGAGUUUGGCACAGUGGUGUUUCCUGACGGCACGCAGCCUCAGACUGCAGUCAAACCUCCUCGACCAACCAGCACUCUAGUCACCACUCUCUCCCGCUACCUCCACCAUCGCCGAUGGGUGUGGACUGUGUCACCUUCCUCUCGUCACAUCCUUCAUGUGUCUAACAUACUCUCUCUGCUGACUGAAAUGCGUCUGCAAGAAGGUUUCCGCUUUGCCCAUUCAACAGCGGGCAUAAUUAACAUGGUUUUGGAGAUACAAAUGAAGUGUUGUGAUCAAGAGGCAGAUCACAUGUGUGACAACUAUCAACCUUGUAUCAUACAGUAUGUGUUGUUUCCGCUUCACACAACUAGCAAUGUGGGCAAGGGAAGCACAUCAGAAGAGGAGGACACAGAGGUUUCAGAGUCUGAGAACAGUCUGGAGCUGAUAGCCGAGUGUUGGAUAGAACCUCAGCAUGGCCUCGUAGCUCGGGGCUCUGCUAGACGGUCCUACAUGGAAAACCUGCCUUACCAUCAACUGGCUGAUGUGAUGUGGCGGAUGGACGCAGAGUGUAUCACCAAGCUGUUGACGUUUGAGCAGCUUCGUCUAAUGAGUCAAAAUCCUCAGAUUCCAGUUCCACCUCGGAUGGACCCAUUGGAAGCUCCUCCUCGCAACCCUCUUGAAAACUGGCCUCACGCAACUGCAUUGUCUGAUCAGAGGAUUCAGAAGAUUCCCUUCGCCUACAAUGUCAUCAGCAUCUUGCCAGAAAGCCAGCAAGUGGAACUCCAGUUUCCGUUGUUCAUACAAGAUCUUGGAGAGGAUUGGUGUACCAAAAAUUCUACCCAUGCUGAUGCACCCAACACUCUUCUCUUGGAUACUUUAUUCCAACAACUUAAGGAUUUCCACGACAAAGAAUUGUUUUUGAGUCCUGUGGAAUCCAAACAAUUUAUUGAGUUGAUUUGCAAAAGACAGCGCAACUUAACGAAGCAUCCCGUGCCUUUUCCUAGAAGAGAUUCUAGUGAUUCAAGUGCCAAUAGUAGUAGGCGGAAAUGUUCAGACAAGGAAAGCAGAGAUGAAGAUAAAGAAAACGAAUGGCCUAAAAUACCCUGUGAUGACGGCAGCAAGAACAAACACUCUGUGACCACGAGCUCUGGUGGCCGUAAGUCUUGUGGUCCAUUGUACCGCAUGUACCCACGGACACCUCCCAACCUAACACCUCCACACACAGACGUGGACCGAGACAUGCCUCGAUGGAGGUUCUUUGUCAAACGAUCCUCUCAGUCAUACAUCAUCCUGACUUUUGUCCCAGCCUCUUAUAGGGACUGCAAAGCCCUAAUGCUCAAUGCUGAACCCAAAGCCUGGGUUUUGCAAUCAGAAUCAGACUCUUCCAGCAGUGUGAUCCCAGAACAAAGUGCUGAACUCGAGAUAUCUGAGGCAGAGAAACAGAUUGUGAUUGGAUCAAAAUUAGACCCAGAAGCCAAACCUUUUGUUCCAAUGACUUUGCAGAAAGAGAGUCCAUUACCAGUAGCUAACUCUUCACCUCUUUCUAACAAGCGAUGGAUUGAAUACAAGUUGGAUUCAGUCUCAAACAUUUCUGAUCACGAAUCCUCCAAUACAGACCUGCAGCAAUCAACGUGGGAGCUCAGUAAAGGCACUUUAGACCCAAGCUCGCCUUUUCGAGUGAGAGCUAGAUCUUGGGAGCCCAUUAAACCUCAGUCUGUUUUGAAAACAAAGAAACAUUCGUCUCCAAGAGUUCGAACACGAUCAGUGGGAUCCAAGUACAACGAGUACAAAAUGAGGAAGAAGUUAAACUGUGACUAUGAUACGUUUUCCAUGAUUUCAAAUCUGCCUUCUAAGCCUCCUUGCAAACCGGUUUUGGGUCAUAUAAAUGUACCUGUUUAUGUUUAUGGAUGCUCUUUGGACAAUCUGAUGGAUUCGCUAAUUCUCAAGACUGAAUACAAGCGAGACUUCAAAGAUCUGUUUUGGAGGAGAACAUGUAAAACAGACAUUGAAGGAGAAUUUGAAUCUGAUGACAACUCUGACGUAAUCAGUCAAACCUACUCCAAAGAUUCUUCAGAUGACCUCUCAGUAAAACGAGAAGAAGGGGAGGUGAAGCAGCAUGCACAAACUAUCAUCCAAGCAUUCACAAAGUCCUUCGGAGUUUCUUUGUUCAAGGCCUUGCAUCGUGGCCAUCACAUAAAUGCUGCCAAUGUUCAGACUGCAAUGGAGGAAUGUGAAGAGGCUUUGGUCGAGAUCAACAUCACAAACUAUUUGCAGACAGUAUGUCGACAUUUGAAAGAGAUGAAAGACAAGGUGCAGGAAGAUGAAGAGCAGAGCUUGGUAGAGAUAGAGUCAUUUAAGUCAGCAGCCCCUUGUAUUGAGUACCACCACCUUCACAAUCUUAUCAAGGACAAGUUCCAUCAUAUCAUUACGUCAUGCUUCAAACCAGUGCCUACUAAUCCAGAGUUCUACUUCUGUUCACCUAAUUGGGAAAGAGACCACCAGGUAGAUAUCAACACUGUAGUAAGUACCAAUCUGGAAGACAGAAGAAACUUGGAAUUGGCACAUGACUUUGACAACAACACUUCAUACCAAACAGAAUUUAUUGAGUUUCGUUCUGAUCAAGGCAGUAAUGUAGGAGGAGCAAGUCCCUGGGAGACAGUAGGUUCCGUCACCACUCCGGAUGAAGCCCACACUUCCCUGCUGUCCAACCGGGACUCUGAUAGUCUCAGCAUCUUCCCAGAAGAAGAGUGUGAUGAAGACAUCUCUCCUCUCUUUCUUCAGCUCAUUUGUACGAUCAAAUCCAAUGGACAGAUGGGCAACUGCUCUGUACAAAUACUCCCCACUUGUUUAGAAGAGCUGGUUCAAUGUCUAGAUGGCACCUUUGCUAAUGGAAAGAUAGACGUGAAAAACUUGUCUGUCAGUUUGGACAUUCUCUGUCUAACUCUGCCGCAGCAGUCAAAGUCUCUAGUAGACACAGCUCUGCACUCUUCCCCCAACACCACGAGCUCCAACGAUGAACAGUUUCCUCUGCCUUCCAAUGCGAUUGACAAUCUCCAAAAUCUUCCUGAGUAUCAACACAAAGCUGUCAGUUUGUGCGUCGAAGAGAUCAAAUGGCUGAUGAGAGACGAGAUUGCAGCUUUUCUGCUGGACCAAAACCCUGUCACAGAAGCCACAUUACAACUUGUAGCUGAUCACAUAAUCUCAUCUCCCAGUCGAGCGUCCUGUGUGUAUCAGACCGUUCCUCUACAGUUCGUCUUUGGAGCUGAACAAAGCCUCGCUGUUUUCUUGAUGGAUUUCUCAAUGAUGCGAGUUCCAGGAUAUUGUUUGAAGAGUGAGAAUGAGUUUUUCUAUGUUGUGAAGGAUCCAAGCCAUAGGGGUUCACAGGACAGUGAACAUUCAUCAGAACUCUGGAUUACAACCAAUGAAGAAGUGACCAUAAAAAACACAAAUGAACCAAGGAUGGAAGCUGAGUCAAAAACUUCAGGAUGGAGCAGUGUAGCAGCAUGGCAUGCUGAAGUAGCAAACCUCAUGGAAGCAGAAGGCCUCAUAUUUGAAGGAAGUAGUGCAGGAGAGGGAGAAAUGAAUGAAUGCAGUGAUUGGCUGAGAGAGCUCGAGUCUCGGAGAGCCGAACUACCGAAUUUUUGGCUCAUCAUGAGAGUGAACAAGGAGGAAGUAAUUUGCUACUUCCAUUGCAGGUUUUUGGAACUGGAAACACCAGAAGUAAAGUUGUACAGUCUGGUGCAGAAGAACAUUGUCAACAGUAUCAAGAUGGUAUGCAAAACUGUGAAUCAGAAGAUGCUGUUGAACAAUCUGCAUGACACAAGGAUGUGCAAUCAGCUGUUGGAACCAGAGUCUAUGGAGGACAUUUGGAGGUCAAGUCAUUCCUCGGCUCAGAUACACAAGCCUGACGAAGAGGCUACAACGAGUGAAGCAGAUACUCCAGUGGACUACCUAGAGGCCAGUUUGAAGUUCCUGCCAGGAUCAUUCUCCUGUCCAGUGGUCUGGGAGACUCACUUCACUCUUCAUCCUCGUCUCAAGACGGGUCCCACCAAGCCUGGGUUGUCUCGGGGCAUUCAGGCUCUCCGAACUGUCCUCAACCGCUUCUCCGUCAACAACCGCAAGAACAUGUUUGUGUAUCAAGAUCACCUCGGAAAUGUCUUCUAUCUGAGGCUCUAUGAAAAUGUGAAGUCAGUGGCCAGAACAGUGGAUGGAGAAGAGAACUCACCUUUGUCAGUGUCUCGUAGUUCUUCUAUCAACAGCCUCAACAACACUGGAGCAAAGAAGAACGAAGAUGCUACCUCAUCCAUUGUUUCAGCAUGGACGAAGGAACUCAGGCCUAGACUCAAAUCAUUUGGAGAAGUUGGUGACAGUCUUCGCCAAGAAGAAUUCUUGACAUUGAAAGUUCAUGGAAUUUCGGAAGCAGGAGCUGAGGUCAAGAGUGAGCUAGUCCAAGUCCUUCACAACAGGUUGGACGACGCUGUCUUGGAGGUCCUUUCUGUCAUGUUAGCUCGCAACCCCAUGUGCAAACUUUCACCAGAAGAUGUACAUUUCAUUCAAAAACCGUACCGGAUGCCAGAAAAUACUGUGCAGUUCUCACUUCCGCCAGAAGCUCUAGACAACUUGCAAGCAGUUCUCCACUACUUGCGCCAAAACUUGAUGCAAUUCAUGCACACUCCCAAGUACACUGAUACAAGAGCUCAGUUCCAUUUACAGGAUUACUCCCAUCCGAAAGAUCCAUCAAAGCAGGUGUCUGAAGACCGCAUAUUCCUGUACAACCAGAGUCCUUCAUCUGGCAACAAGGGCAUUGCGUGUGUCGCAGGGGCUCUGGUAGAUAGUCUUGACAACAUUGUAGACUCAAUGAGCUACCAACCUCCAAAUAUUACUGCCUUCCAGGACCAACCCUUCACAGCUUCUCAGUUCAACUCCCUGACAGCCACUAACUCAUCAGAUGGCGAUUCAGGUUCGUCAGUCAGACUGGAGUUUAGGAUAUGGAAGCAGGGAAGAGUCAAUGUAGAGUCACUGACACUCAAGUUGAAGGCUGCUGUCCGUUAUGCUCUUUGGGAUCUAAUCACUGAGAUGAUGUUAUUGACGGCUCCUUUAUCCAGCACUCAACCUCUCUCAUUGGAUUCUGAAGGAGAUGAUAGUCCCUUGAACCCAGUCUAUCAGAGCGUCAUAGCACCAUGGAUGCAGUUUGGGUACAAGCUCGGUGCUCCUGCUGUUUCUACGCACAUUGUUGCUCUUUCUCAAAGACAUCCUGUCAACAUAACGUUGAGUGAAGUAUCGAACCUGGUGUCCUGUGAUGGUACCUCAGGAUACGUUUACUACCAGAAGGACACGUCUUACUUGCCCUACAAGUGGAGCAGUCCGCCUUAUAGUCUCCCGUUAUCUACAACGUGCCUUCUCAUCGCCCGCAACCUCGAACAAUGGUGUGCCUCUGUCAGAGCGGAACCUAGACUCUGCCUGGAUAAACUGGAACCCAAGUCUCAGAAGGUGUUGCAGAAGUUUUCUCCUUUCUUGAUCUCAACGACUGGAGAUAUCAUACAGUUUGUGCCUCGUCAAAGAUUUCUCAUAGCCAUUGUGAACAAUGAAAAGAUAAUUCUGCACACCUACAACUGGGCGAAAGACUUGGUAGAGUUGCUAGUCAAACAGAUAGGUAUGUUGGGCCAGUGGCUCACUGCUAGGUCAAACCUUCAGAUUGGAGUCACUUGUCAGAAAAUGGGCCUCUUCCUCAACCAGCCCAUGGCCAGGAAAUCUGACUCUCAGGUAACCAACAACCCGUUCAUGUCACAGAUAGGAGAUGUAGAGAGCCUGAUGACAUUCCGAGCGGUUGGCAGCCGUGGUGCGACCAGUAGUGGUGGGCCUACAGUGUCUGCAGCUCACCUACAGGAGGUGUUAAGAGAUACAAGACCUGCUCCCCUGAGGCAACAGACCUCCGACCUCGUAGUAGCGAGUGUCCAGCAGCUUCUAGACACCCGUGCCCAGGAUAAACGAGGUCACCAGAAGAAGCUGUACACAAUGUGGCAAAUGAGAGGGGGGACCUCCAAUACCUCCAUAGUUGAGGAUGUACUAGAAGUGUUCAUGCUUUACUCAAGGGUUAUUCACUACUGUGUCACUCCAUUGCUGUUCCUGCCAAGAUGGAGAGUUCAAAGUGCCUCAACACGUGAUUCAUCUCUGAAAUCCCACAAAAGUAUAUCUCAGAGUUCACUUCAAGAAUCAUCUCCGAUAUUGGAAGAAAAAUGGCAUCAAAAUCUGUGCAGCAACUUCAUCAAUGAAUACAAGCAAUAUCUUCAAAGUCUGGGCUUCAUCCCUGUUCAGAUUGUGGCUUCCUCUCCAAAAAAAGGGUUCCGCUCAGCCAAAACUAUCCGCAAGGAGGCAAACCCAGCUUGUUAUCUCCAGAAGUCUUUGCUGGGAGGGAUAUUACUGUUUGAACUGAGUAUGUCUGAGCCUUUCUUCUACGCCAAGCUGCAUGCGCUCGAGUGUUCUAGACUGGAAGGGAAGGCUUCAAGUGGACUCAUAUCUCAGUUUACUCUGAGUUUCUUGGACGAAUGUGACAAAGUGAAAGUGUUGAUGCAUCUUCACUCGUUCACUUACGACUACCACCUCCGUACAUUGACCAGGUUCGUUUGUGGAGUUGAGACUUGCUUGCGGACAGGCUAUCACGUCACAGGGUUCUUGGAUGAUUUCUUGAAGUACUACAGUAAAGCUCCUAACUACGCCUACAGCUUAGUGCAUUCAGGAAACCUGGUAAUGGCCAAAAUGUCCACCCCUGCCAACAUGCUGUUUAACUAUCUGCUAAGUCAUAAAGAGAACUACCCCAUGAAGGUGAUAAGAGUGGCAAUGCCUGGCCAGGAAUUGGAUGAUAAUCCACUGUCCAUCGGUUCUCCCAGUGAGUAUGUGCUGGUACAACAACAGAGUUCCGCUACUCAAGUGAUGUACCGAGACAGCCAAGACAACAAACAAGUCUACGAAUAUGACAUUGUCUUGGUCGUAGCCAAUGAAGAAAGUUCAGACCCCAGCAUUCUGAGGCUAUGUUACUACAUCCUGCUCACAAGCAGAAGGGAACCUUAUGCUAAACUGGAGAACGAAAGGAAACUAGGCAAGUUCUGCACAGUUUCAACAGCCAAUCCCCUGACUCUAUACACCCUAUCUCGAGAGACAACACCUCCGAUACCUGAGGAGACACCUGAAGAGUUGGCUGAGGCUCAUCAAAGUUCUGGAAGUUAUAUGUUUGAGAGGCGUUCCUCAUCGCACAAUGUUGAGAUUAAAGCAGAGUCGGUGAACUACCUUGGAUAUUAUUCUUCUCAUGAACAAUUCAUGCAACAGCUGAUCAUGGAGCAAGCAAACAAGGCUCGAGGAUCUAUAGAGGAUAUCAUAACCCAAGUCUCUUUGCAUUGCCGCACACACUUCCUAUGGAACAAACUUACUUCUUCUUGUUCCACGGGGUUGAUUCCUACCUACGCAGAGUUCUCGGAGUUGCUGAAUCUGGCGUCCAUUGAGCCCCUAAGCGACGUAGACUCUAGAGUCAGCCCGGUGCUGACACAGCCCCUGGUCUGGUACCAGGGUCUCGCCAAGCUUCUGCAGGCCAAGUACACAGACUUCUGCAAGUCCUUUACAUCUCCAGACACAGCUGUGCUAUAUCAUUUGGUGCUGCAUCCUCGGGUCCCAUUAGGAUUCAUUAUGAUCACCUUAGACUCCAAUGCAUCUCAAGGGGAAGUGAACAUUGUCACCAGUAAGACUCUGGGCAAUGAACAAGUGUCCAACGUUCAUCUCCCCACUCUCAUAGAAGAUGUUAUCAAUGCUUGUUGUUAUCAGUUGUGGACAGGACUCGUGUAGCCUCAGCCUCAAACUUUUACAUUCCGCAGAGACGAGUCACCAAUCCCAUCUAGUCACUCGUCUGUGGUCUGGCGAUUUAUGAAAAUGUAAAAUAACGCCGCUGCAAUUGAAUCCAACGGUUUUCUUCAAAAGCAGGGUUACAUAAUAUUAGGUUUGCAAUGCCAUGUAUUGUUUCAAAAUUUUUAGUUUAUUACAAAAUCUGUUUUCAUUCCACAGGCUUUUAGUAUUUUUUUAUGUUUUGUGUUUGCUACGAUAGCAUAGUUUUUUAUUUGACUCUGAUUGGCGAUCAAAAAUAAACUAUUCAACCAAAGUUAAGAAAUAGCCUCUCCCUCUUUUAAAUUUUGUAUUAUUUGAUAUAACAAAAAAAAAUCUAGCCCCUAAUGUGUUAUUAUUUUACAUGUUCAUAAAUCACCUUCGUAGUUUAAAUAGUUUUCACUU